Messenger RNA from Arabidopsis thaliana (thale cress), 2383 nucleotides. Its product is annotated as Wall-associated kinase family protein. Gene Ontology annotation, cellular component: membrane. The transcript is spliced from 3 exons. The record is from RefSeq and is marked reviewed. NCBI's taxonomy places the organism in Eukaryota, Viridiplantae, Streptophyta, Magnoliopsida, Brassicales, Brassicaceae. Gene Ontology annotation, molecular function: protein serine/threonine kinase activity; ATP binding; protein kinase activity. Gene Ontology annotation, biological process: cell surface receptor signaling pathway. Bases 1 to 2367 code for a protein of 788 amino acids.
AUGAGGUGCGACAACAAUUACUCCUUCUCGAUUCUUUUCUCUCUUCUGCUUAUACUCAUCCUUGAUUCAAAAGUUGUCUCUCUUUCGACUUCGUGUCAAUCCAAAUCCGUAUGUGGAAAUAUAAAUAUCCCAUAUCCUUUUGGAAUUGAAAAAGGUUGUUAUCUCAAUGAAUGGUACAAAAUCGAAUGCAAAAACGCUACUUACCCGUUCCUCUUCAAGAUGGGCAUGGCAGUUGUGAAUAUCUCUCUUCCAGGUGACGAUGGUUAUAAUAAUCCUGUGUCAUACGGAUCAAUUCGUGUCAAAAUCCCAAUAACAUCCAUUGGAUGUUCGAGAGAUGGAAAAGAGUCUGGAUCGGUUCUAAAUUUUACGGACAGUCCUUUUUACUUUGGGAUUGGAAACAGCCUGGUUGCUGUUGGUUGCAACAGCAAGGCGUCGUUGACUAACAUCAAUCCGAGCAAGGUGGGAUGCGAGUUGAAUUGCACUGCAAGCAAAGAGACGUUGCCAAGUAAAAGCAUUCCUUUUUUCGACAAAACUGGUUGCUCAAACAACAAGUUGCCCUAUUACAGCUCGCUUUGUACAAAGAACAACGGGGAAGAUGAAAGAAGCUGUGAUGGUAACGGAUGCUGCAUCGCAGGUCUACUGGAUUCUGAGGCUCCACAAGUGAUCGGCAUCAACAUAGAGAGCUUUGAUCAUGGAAACUCGACAAAACUAGAAUGCAGAGUCGCUUUCUUAACAGAUGACGUCUCCCCGUUUUCGAAUGCAAGCGAACCAAAAAGGUUAUUUGCUAAAAGAUAUGCUACAGUUAGUUUAGGAUGGGUCAUCCAGACGAAGAAUCUCUCCUUUGUAAACUCCUUGAGCUGCAAAAACACGAAAGAGUACGAUAACUCUACGUAUAAUAUUAAACUCGUAACAAGUUGCAUAUGCAACAAUGUCACCAUUUCUGGGACAGAUUAUGCAAACUGUGGAUGCUCCCAAGGUUACGAAGGUAACCCAUACCUCCCUGGCGGAUGCAAAGAUAUUAAUGAGUGCCUACGUAACUCUUAUGGACAACGCCAAAAUUGUAGAGAAAGCGAUACUUGUGUGAAUCUUCCCGGAACAUUUAAUUGCAUUGGCAAUAAGACUAGAGUAACAAUGAUAGGAGUAGGUUCUGCUUUUGGCAUCUUAGUCCUAGUGGUUGGAAUUUGGUGGUUGAGAAAGUUCCUUAAGAAGAGAAGGAUGAGUAAGAGGAAAAGAAAGUUCUUUAAACGUAACGGAGGACUAUUGUUGCAACAACAAUUAAAUACAAAUAAAGGCAACGUCGAGAAGACACGAAUAUUCAGCUCGAGAGAGCUUGAAAAAGCCACUGAUAACUUCAGCGAAAGCAGGAUACUUGGACAGGGCGGUCAAGGCACUGUGUACAAAGGAAUGCUUGUCGAUGGUAGAACUGUUGCUGUCAAGAAAUCAAAAGUUGUUGAUGAAGACAAACUAGAGGAGUUUAUCAACGAGGUCGUCAUUCUAUCUCAGAUCAACCAUAGACAUGUCGUCAAGCUCCUAGGAUGUUGCCUUGAGACCGAAGUUCCUACUCUUGUUUAUGAGUUUAUCCCCAACGGUAACCUUUUCCAGCAUAUCCACGAAGAAUCUGAUGACUACACAAAGACCUGGGGCAUGCGUUUGCGCAUUGCAGUUGAUAUCGCAGGAGCUCUUUCGUAUUUGCACUCUGCUGCAAGCUCUCCAAUUUAUCACAGAGAUAUCAAGUCAACAAACAUAUUACUAGAUGAGAAGUAUCGAACCAAGGUGUCUGAUUUCGGUACUUCAAGAUCAGUAACAAUCGAUCAUACUCACUGGACAACAGUUAUUUCAGGUACAGUUGGAUAUGUGGAUCCAGAGUACUACGGGUCUAGCCAAUAUACUGAUAAGAGUGAUGUUUAUAGUUUUGGCGUAGUCCUCGUUGAGCUUAUUACAGGAGAGAAGCCUGUAAUAACCGUUUCGAAUUCUCAAGAAAUAAGAGGUCUAGCGGAUCAUUUCAGAGUUGCUAUGAAAGAGAACAGAUUCUUUGAGAUCAUGGAUGCUCGAAUAAGAGAUGGCUGCAAACCGGAACAAGUAAUGGCAGUGGCAAAUCUAGCAAGGAGAUGUUUGAAUUCUAAGGGAAAGAAGCGGCCAUGUAUGAGAAAAGUGUUUACCGACUUGGAAAAGAUACUUGCGUCUCAAGAGGAUUCAUUGGUAAAUAUUGAAAAUGACGAUGGUGCUGAUGAUGAGGAAGAAGGAAUGACUAUGAUAAACAUAGAUGAUUCACAGACCAUUUAUGUUACUGCUCCAGCCCCUAGUAUUGUGGCUUCGUCUUCCUCCUCAGAUGUUCAACCAUUGUUUCCUCACCCCACAUGGAUUUAGAAAUCAUCAUUCCUUU